AAAAUCUUAAAAAAAAACUCAGCUGUCAAGUGCACGUUUCGGUUUUGAGGUUAUAUUUUUAAUUUGUGUUUUUUACUGUUAAAUAUUUAAUAAUUCCAGCAGCUACAAAAAUAUGGGUGAUUUUGUGUUGAAAGAGAGUGAGUCGGAAUUAGAUUCUGACGAAGAGUUACAAGAAGCAUUUGCUAAAGGCUUACUAAAACCUGGACUCAAUGAAGAGAUAGAGAGAAUUGAAAAAAAAUAUGCAAAUAACGUGGCAGAUUUGAAGGCUAAGUUGAAGGAAUUUAAAUUGAAAUUACCAUGGGUUGAGACAUUAGAUUUGAUCACUACUGUAGCACCUUUGGCACCUGACGUCGCUUUACAAAUGCAAGAAACAGCGCAACGGAGAAAAAACAUAAAAGAGAACAGCAAAGGUAAACAGCAGUAUGACCCAACUCAGGAUCCAGUGUUGAAUGAGUUCAAGCGAGAGAACCUCAUCCAUCGGCAGGCCCAGGCUGCUGUUGUUGAAGGUAUUAAGAGGCUGAAGGAACUUGGUAUUCCAACUAAAAGGCCUGAUGAUUACUUUGCAGAAAUGGCAAAGACAGAUGAACACAUGCAGAAGGUCCGCAAGAACCUGAUGGCCAAGCAGGCGGCGCAGGCGCGCACCGAGAAGGUGCGCCAGCUCAGAGAACAAAAGAAAAUCGCCAAGAGGGUCCAGAUUGAUGCAAAACUAAAACAGCAGGCUGACAAGAAACAGAUGUUAGAACAAUUGAAGAGAGUCAGGAAGGGAAAAUCUGCAGACUUAGAUUUCUUAGAAGACAAUAAGGGCAAAGGAAAUAAAGGGAAGGGCCCACAGAAUAAGAUUAACAAAAAACGCGCGAAUAAGGACAAAAAAUUCGGCUUUGGCGGGAAGAAAAAAGGCUCCAAAUUAAAUACCAGGGAAUCGUCAAAUCAGAUGGACGGCUUCAACAGCUCAUCUAAGAAAAAGCCAUUUAACUUCAAGACUAAAAACUUCAAACCUAACAAGAAACCUCAGAAAAAUCAAAGGCCAGGGAAGUCUAAAAGAAAGAAUCUUAAGAGAUAAUUCUAGGUUUAAGAUAUUUGAAUAACAAGUAAUAAAUUGAUAACAAUGUAA
Messenger RNA from Pectinophora gossypiella (pink bollworm), 1111 nucleotides. Its product is annotated as probable rRNA-processing protein EBP2 homolog. Lineage: Eukaryota; Metazoa; Arthropoda; Insecta; Lepidoptera; Gelechiidae. Gene Ontology annotation, cellular component: nucleolus; nuclear periphery; preribosome, large subunit precursor. The record is from RefSeq and is a predicted model, not a curated record. Gene Ontology annotation, biological process: rRNA processing; ribosomal large subunit biogenesis. The transcript is spliced from 5 exons. Bases 113 to 1060 code for a protein of 315 amino acids.